Molecule: messenger RNA, 1252 nt
Organism: Erigeron canadensis
Lineage: Eukaryota; Viridiplantae; Streptophyta; Magnoliopsida; Asterales; Asteraceae
Product: thioredoxin-like protein CDSP32, chloroplastic
Exons: 2
Coding region: 87-1010 (307 amino acids)
Molecular function (GO): oxidoreductase activity, acting on a sulfur group of donors, disulfide as acceptor
Source: RefSeq, a predicted model, not a curated record
UCUCUUUUUCAACCCAAUCUCCUUCUCCUUCCCCACCAUAUCACCACCACCACACCACACAACCAUUCUAGCUCAAGCCAUCAAUAAUGGCAGCCUUCACAAACCUCAUAAUCAAACCCCCUCAAAAUCUUUGCUCCACAACCAAACUCAACAAUUUUUCUUCCCAUUACAACCCUAAACUCCAAUCAUUCUUUCCUAUAAAACCUCAAAAAUCUAUCUUACCACCACCACUUUUUAUAGCAAAUGCCACUGGUAGCGGCGCUGCUACCAGUACUGGCAGCGCUGCAGCCAGUGGAACUGCAAAGACAAAAAAAGAAGAAGACAAAGUUGUACGUGUCCACACUAUGGUCGAAUUCGACCAAGCUUUACGUGAUGCUAAACAAAAAUUGGUAGUGGUUGAAUUUGCGGCAACUACUAGUAAACAAAGCAGCGAUAUGUAUCCGUUUAUGGUGCAGUUAAGCCGGACAUGCAGUGACGUGGUGUUUUUGUUGGUUGUGGGUGAUGAAUCUGAUGAUACGAAAGAGCUCUGUGAGAGGGAGAAGAUUGACAAGGUGCCUCACUUUAGCUUUUAUAAGAAUAUGGAGAAGAUUCAUGAAGAAGAAGGGAUUGGGCCAGAUAUGCUAAUGGGUGAUGUUUUGUAUUAUGGCGAUAAUCACUCCGGCGUUGUACAACUCCAUAACAGGGAAGAUGUCGAGAAGCUAAUUGGCGAUCACAAGGCGGAUGGCAAACUUCUUGUGCUUGACGUUGGCCUAAAACAUUGUGGCCCGUGUGUGAAGGUGUACCCUACCGUGCUAAAACUAUCGAAACAGAUGGAUAACGCUGUUUUUGCAAGGAUGAAUGGUGACGAGAACGCUAGUUGUAUGCAAUUCUUGAAAGACAUGGACGUGGUUGAGGUUCCGACCUUUUUGUUCAUUAGAGAUGGGGAGAUAUGUGGGAGGUACGUCGGGUCAGGUAAAGGUGAGCUUAUCGGAGAAAUUCUUAGAUACCAAGGAGUUCGGGUCACUUAUUAACUAGUUGGAUACAUCCAUAUUUGAAGAAAAACGAACCAAAGUCGAGAUUGUUUACGCAUAGACAUUAAAAGGAUUGUAUAUGUAUGGUAAAAAAUUUCUAGUUACAACGUUAUACAUUAUAAUGUUGUUUGAAUCUUCAUGGCGAGAGGAUCCAUCGAUCUGUCAAUGUAUUUAGUAGACUUUCGUUUUAAAAUGAAGUGUGUACCAGUUAUAUAAAAGAUAACUAUCCAAUAUUAAAGUAA